Solanum dulcamara is the source of this 673-nucleotide messenger RNA. RefSeq lists its product as uncharacterized. Bases 5 to 673 code for a protein of 222 amino acids. Gene Ontology annotation, molecular function: zinc ion binding; nucleic acid binding. The record is from RefSeq and is a predicted model, not a curated record. Lineage: Eukaryota; Viridiplantae; Streptophyta; Magnoliopsida; Solanales; Solanaceae. The transcript has 3 exons.
UUCAAUGGCCAAGGCAUACCGAAAAGAUGAAGUCGAUAAAUUAAUGGCCAAAGUUGAAAGAAUCGAUCAACGGGUGGCACAAUAUUUAAAAAAUGCAGGAUACGAAAAGUGGUCAAGAGUUCAUGCCACUGUCAACAGGGGUAGAAUGAUGACUUCUAACAUCGCAGAAUGUAUCAAUGGAUGUCUUGUUGAAGCACGAGAGCUGCCUAUAAUUGACUUUUUGGAGCAAACGAGAAUGUUAUUUGGUUCUUGGAACUGCAAAAAUAGGGAAAUAGCAUCUUAUACAAAAUAUACUUUGGGUAGAAAAUUUGAAAAUAUCCUAGUUUCAAACACGAUCAAGUGUUCGCGAAUGAAGGUUGUUGCUUCAUCAGAAUAUCUUAGCAAGAAUAUUACUGACCUGCACCCAUACUAUUCUGAUUACUACAAACCAGAGGCGUUGGCAAAUACUUAUGAAUUACCAAUGGUUCCAAUGCCAAAUAAGAAAGACUGGACUGCUCCGAAGGAAAUUUUGGAAGAAUUUGUCUUGCCGCCAAUAUACAAAAGGAUGCCAGGAAGACCAAAGAAAGGGAGAAAAAAGUUUGCUAAUGAGAAGAUAACAAGUAGCACAAAUUCUUGUGGACGUUGUGGCCACGAAGGCCACAACAGAAAGACUUGUAAUUUUAUUCCUAAAUAG